Aegilops tauschii subsp. strangulata is the source of this 876-nucleotide messenger RNA. The record is from RefSeq and is a predicted model, not a curated record. NCBI's taxonomy places the organism in Eukaryota, Viridiplantae, Streptophyta, Magnoliopsida, Poales, Poaceae.
AUGGAGCCAUCGCACCAUGACCAAGCAGAAGCCAUCACCACACCAUGCAUCCACCACUGGUCUCACCGACCGGAGACACGAGCAGGGCAGACAGCACACCUCGACGACAUCUUUAAGAAGAGCGCGGCACGCGAGGGCGUCGCCGUCGCCGGCCCCGGCCAGAAGCCCGAGGCAGAGCUUUCGCCCGGCGCUGCCACACUGUCUGCCGAGCCAAGCCCGACCGGACCACCAAACAACAUCUUGCCGCAAGGAAGCAGCCAGAUCCGGAGAACCCAGGGCCGGUCAGAGCCAGCCACGCAUGCCCGGGGCUGCCGCCCCCCGCCAUCCGCCGGAUCCACAGCGCCAGGAGCUGCCGGAGCACCACCAAGACGCUGCCAGGCCGAGCACAACCAUCCCGCGCGGACCGCGGCACCGCUCGCCGCGCCAGAUCUGCGCUUGGCCGCGCCUGCCCAUCGCCGGAGCCGCGUCAGCCCGUGCCGGAGCGAGUCCACCGCCGCGCCGCGUCACCCCACAGACCGCCGAGCCACACCAACCCGCUCCGGAGCCGCGCCCGCGCGCCAGAUGCACCCUCACGCCUCGCAGAGAGAUGCCCCACCGCCACCCUCCCUGGAGCCAGACCGGGCUUCGCCGACGGUCUCCUCAGGCGGUGGCGAGGUGGGGGGUGGAGGGAGGAGGGGAGGUGGCGGCGUCGGAGGGGUUCCCCCCGUGUCGCCCGAGAGGGGGCCAUCACAGACACCCAUGAAGGAGGAGCCGUCGUCCCUGCCGCGCCACCACGUGAAACAUGAGCCGGCGUCCCCGCUCCGACCUCUGAAGGAGGAGUCGGCCUCGCCCCGACACAACCGCGGCGUCCAGAUUGGAUGCCGCGUGAAGGAGUAA